AUGAACACAUCGUUCGAAUAAAUAAACAAAUCUCCUUUGAAUCACUCUGUUUCCAAAUAGCUUUACUCUUUCCCUAAGGCUAAUCGAUUCAAAGAAUUCAAGGAUUCAGCAUGUCCUAAUAUUUACUCACUCCCAAGCAUGAUGAGCAAACGUGGAGCAGGAAUCGGAUACGGAUAAAAGUCAGAUUUGAUCUAAGAAAGCAUUACACCAGGCCCAAAUAACUAUUAAAUUAAGACUACACUCAACGCAAGCAAUGGUUGGACCAUGCCUGUAGGCAGAGAUAAAAGCAAUAAAUACGAUGGUAUCUUUCUUGGUUUAAUCCAAAAAACCCCGGGACCAGGAUAAUAUGAGUUCCAAGAAUCUAAAUCUCCCAUUAAAUAUACAAUGAGAAUGAGAACUGAGAGUCAAAAGGACAAAGAUAGAAAACCUGGACCUGGACAGUACAAUUUGCCUGAGGCUUUAAAUGAAAAUGGAAAAUAUAAAAUUAGCAAGUUUAGAGAUUCUGGUGCAAUCAUUCUCUCUCCACCUAAGGCCAAAAGCACUCGUUUCUCUCCUGCUCAUGAACUAACUCCCGGGCCAGGAUAAUAUCAACAUACAGGAGACAUUGAUCCAAAAGGACUUUAUUAUUGUUCCAAAUUUGCAGAUACAAAAUCGACUGUUUUCACAAGAGCGAAAAGGGAACUAACCAAAAUAAGGGUUGAAUCUCCAGGCCCUGGGGCAUACAAAUUACCAACAGAAUUCGGUUAUUAUGAAAAACCGAUUAAAUGAAACCUAUAAAAUUAGUUAAAUUUAUUUAAUAUUUUUCUUA
Paramecium tetraurelia is the source of this 808-nucleotide messenger RNA. RefSeq lists its product as uncharacterized. The transcript has 6 exons. Lineage: Eukaryota; Ciliophora; Oligohymenophorea; Peniculida; Parameciidae. The record is from RefSeq and is a predicted model, not a curated record.